AUGACGGAUGUUGCGGGACUCGUCGUCGGCGUCGCUGCCAUGUGGCAGACGGCCGUCGCUGUUUAUGACCUGGUCGAUUCCUCGCGGCAGUUUGGCAUGGACUACGAGAUUCUCAACGUAAAGUUCGAGGUUGAGCGUGUCCGGUUGAUCUGCUGGGGCGACGCGGUUGGGUUGAAGAGCUUGAUAGUCUCACGAGACUCGAACGAGCCCCACGCAUCGAACCAAGUGUCGAAUCCGAAGCCGGAUCCACGACUCAACCGCGAGGAGAUACGGGUCGCCGUGAUCCGUGUGCUCGGCUGCAUUCAGCAGGCAUUCGAAGACACGAGCCGCCUGCAGGAGCGAUACGGACUGCAACCCGCCAGCGGUCCCGGUGCCGCGACCGUCCUGGAAUCCGAGGAGACGGGCAUUCCGCCGUCGCAGACACAGCGCAUCCUCCAUGGCGUCUUCAAGCGUGCCUACGAAAACAUGCGCAGGGUCGCGCGGGAACGGCAGCGCGACACGCCGCUCGCGCGCAGGACGGUGUGGGCGGUGCGCGACCGCAGAAAGUUCACGGUCCUCGUCGCCGAACUGCGCGCCUUCAACGACAGUCUCGAGAGCCUCUUCCCCGAU
This is a messenger RNA of Thermothelomyces thermophilus ATCC 42464, 609 nucleotides long. RefSeq lists its product as uncharacterized. Lineage: Eukaryota; Fungi; Ascomycota; Sordariomycetes; Sordariales; Chaetomiaceae. The transcript has a single exon. The annotation marks the transcript as partial. The record is from RefSeq and is a predicted model, not a curated record.